CACCGAGCGUUAUUGGUAACGUAAAUGGGAACGCCCUUCCGGGACGCGCGCGCCCUUGAGGUUGGAAGACAAUUCAUUGUUCCGGAUUCUGUAAACAGAGAGGAAGUGACGUUACCGAGAACAACAACGUCGGUAACAAUACCGAGGAGCCGCAGGUGAGAAGGUCCAGCCCCAGAGACCUGUCACGGCUCGCGCCUAGAGCUCCCUCCCCACCCCCUUCUUCGCUGUGCGAGUAACGGUGACACCAGGCUCGCGGCCGAGUAUUAAAGUGGCGGUAGCGGGCCUAGGGUUCGCCCCAGGCAGUGUUGGUGAGUCACUUAUGUCCAUGUGGGAAAAAGUGAACCACCUACCUCAAUGAGUCAUAAAAUGCACCUACUGUAAUCCUUUCUUCACAAGUAUUCUUCACAAGGAUUGUUCUGAAGUCCAGAUCUCUUCAAAGACUGCUUGACUGGUUGGAAAUUAUGCUAGUAAACCACUACCAACUGGAAACCAUGAAGCAACAUUUUACAUAGUUGAGAUUGAAAUCAUGGCAUCUUCAACAAAUCUAGAUAUUGGGGCACAGAUAAUUGUGGAAGAGUGCACCAGCAGCUAUAGUCUGUCUCACAUGCCAGACAUUAAAGUAGAGCAUCAGCUUGACUCCACCACCGAAGAAGGCCCAGCUCAGAGUGUCGCCAUGGGAAUGAAAUUCAUUUUGCCUAAUAGAUUUGAUAUGAAUGUCUGUUCUCGGUUUGUGAAGUCAUUGAAUGAAGAAGAUAGUAAAAAUAUUCAAGACCAGGUCAACUCUGACCUUGAAGUGGCGUCUGUCUUAUUUAAAGCUGAAUGCAACAUCCAUACUUCCCCUUCUCCUGGAAUUCAAGUAAGACAUGUCUACACUCCAUCUACAACUAAACAUUUUUCGCCCAUAAAACAGUCUACUACUUUAACUAACAAACAUAGGGGAAAUGAGGUCUCUACAACACCUCUCCUUGUAAAUUCUCUGUCAGUUCACCAGCUGGCUGCUCAAGGGGAAAUGCUUUAUUUGGCCACACGUAUUGAACAAGAAAAUGUAAUCAACCAUAAAGAUGAAGAAGGUUUUACCCCUCUGAUGUGGGCUGCAGCGCAUGGACAGAUAGCAGUGGUAGAAUUUCUGCUUCAGAAUGGUGCAGAUGCUCAGAUUUUGGGGAAAGGGCGAGAAAGUGCACUAUCAUUGGCCUGUAGUAAGGGAUACACAGAUAUUGUCAAAAUGCUGCUUGAUUGUGGAGUUGAUGUAAAUGAGUAUGACUGGAAUGGAGGGACACCUCUUCUAUAUGCAGUACAUGGAAAUCAUGUGAAAUGUGUAAAAAUUCUCUUAGAAAAUGGUGCUGAUCCAACUAUUGAGACAGAUUCUGGCUAUAAUUCCAUGGAUUUGGCUGUGGCUUUAGGCCAUCGGAGCGUUCAACAGGUUAUUGAGGCUCAUUUAUUGCAGCUCCUUCAAAAUAUCAAGGAGUAAUGGCCUGCUGUUCAUAGAAAAUUGGUCCAGACCUGAAGAUUUGGACUGUGUUUUAGCCCCACAAUCAGUGAUAAAGGCUUGUUAACUUAUUUAACUUUACCUCAGUGAAAAUAUUUGCUGGUUUUAGUAAGAUUUUAGUACACUUUCUUUAUGUAUUUCACUGAUGUUCAUAGAAAUCUGUGAUAAUUGAUCCUUUUGUAAAUGUAUUUUAUGUAAAUUUUAAAAAAUGUAAUCAAUGUGUGUUGCAUGAAAACCUUGAAAAAAAUAUAUAAUUAUAGCUGCGUAAAUGUUCACAUUAAGUACAGUAGUUGACUUUCUACAGAGUAUUCCACUAGGUUGUGUCAAUGAUAUGGUAUCCACAUAGACUUCGUUUUAGAUUUUUAGGUGUGUACCACAGAAGACAAGUUUCUUUAUUGUUUAUAGGACAAAAAAAGUGCACAAUGUGUGGUUGUUUACAAAUUCUUAUGCAGUUGAAUUAAAAUACUUGUCAAUUUCUGUA
Molecule: messenger RNA, 1967 nt
Organism: Chrysemys picta bellii (western painted turtle)
Lineage: Eukaryota; Metazoa; Chordata; Testudines; Emydidae
Gene: ANKRA2
Product: ankyrin repeat family A member 2
Biological process (GO): regulation of gene expression
Cellular component (GO): nucleus
Molecular function (GO): protein binding
Source: RefSeq, a predicted model, not a curated record